Messenger RNA from Nelumbo nucifera (sacred lotus), 2118 nucleotides. Its product is annotated as aspartyl protease family protein 1-like. Gene Ontology annotation, biological process: proteolysis. Gene Ontology annotation, molecular function: aspartic-type endopeptidase activity. Lineage: Eukaryota; Viridiplantae; Streptophyta; Magnoliopsida; Proteales; Nelumbonaceae. The record is from RefSeq and is a predicted model, not a curated record.
CGUCGACCAUCCUUCAACAGUUCAACUCCCUGUGUUGUUUCUUCUCCAGGUGCGAACGAGUUUCAUUUCUUCAUCUCUUCUAUUACUUAAAGUCUUCUACCCUAUAGUUUACUAGGGUUUCUUUCUUUCCUUCCUCUCCUUCGUCGGAUGUCUGCUUUCCAGGGUUCUUGAAGACUUAUUUAGUAGUUUCUUUCCCGACAAGGCUCCCCUAAGCCAUGGCUUCUUUCUCUACCUGUAAAUUUUUAUUGUUGUUGUUGUUGUUUUUGUUGAUCUUCGCGCUCGGUUCGCAGACUUGUCAUGGCUUCGGGACCUUCGGCUUCGAUAUUCAUCACAGGUUCUCCGAUGCCGUCAAAGAAAUUCUCCCCGUCGACGACUUGCCAGAGACGGGAAGUCUCGAGUACUACUCCGCCUUGACCCAUCGAGACCGCUUCAUUAGAGGUCGUGGACUUGCUAGCAACGAUAAUCAAUCUCUCACUUUCGUCAACGGGAACACCACCUUUCGUAUAAGUUCCUUGGGAUUUUUGCAUUAUGCCAAUGUUUCAUUGGGGACGCCGAGUUUGUCAUAUCUGGUCGCACUUGACACGGGGAGUGAUCUGUUUUGGGUUCCAUGUGAUUGUGUCAGCUGCGUUGAUGAAUUGAUCUUCAGAUCGUCCGGAACUGUGCUAAAGUUCAACAUUUACAGCCCAAAUACAUCAACAACAAGCAAAAGCAUUUCCUGCAACAGCGGUUUGUGUGAAAACGCAAGGGGGUGCUCUGGAACACCAAACAGUUGUCCUUAUGAAGUUGUGUAUCUUUCUAACGGUACUUCAUCUGCUGGCUAUUUGGUGGAAGAUGUUUUGCACUUGACAACAGACAAUACCCAUCCAGAAGUUGUUGAUGCACGGAUCACAUUUGGUUGUGGUCAGGUUCAAACAGGGUCUUUCUCGGAUGGUGCAGCACCCAAUGGAUUAUUUGGGCUUGGUAUGGAUAAAUUAUCAGUUCCUAGCGUUUUAUCAAGUGCAGACCUUAUUGCAAAUUCUUUUUCCAUGUGUUUUGGACCUGAUGGGAUUGGAAGAAUCAGUUUUGGAGACAAAGGUAGCACAGAUCAAGAAGAAACUCCAUUCAAUAUUCACCAAUCACACCCAACAUAUAAUAUCAGUAUGACUCAAUUAAUCAUUGGGAAAGAUGCUAUCAAUAUCAAUUUUAGUGCAAUUUUUGACUCUGGUACUUCAUUUACAUACUUGAAUGAUCCAGCUUACACACAUCUUACUAAAAGUUUUGAUGCUCAGGUCCAAGAUAAGCGGCAUCAAUCUGAUUCACAAACGCCAUUUGACUACUGUUAUGAUACUAGUUUGGAUGUUACAAGUAUCACACCAUCGACAAAUAUUGCAAUACCAAAUGUAACUCUAACCAUGAAAGGUGGAAGCCAGUUUCCUGUUUUCAAACCCAUAGUUCUUGUCUCAUCCCAGAAUAUGGUUUAUUAUUGUUUGGGUGUUGUAAAGAGCUCAGAUGUGAAUAUCAUUGGUCAAAAUUUCAUGACUGGGUACCGUGUAGUAUUUGACCGUGAGAAGUUGGUUUUAGGUUGGAGAAAGUCCAAUUGUUACGAUGUUGAGGAAUCCAACACCUCACUAGCAAAUACUCGAAACUCUACUGUAGUGCCUCCUGCUAUUGCUGUUGAACCAGGUAGCUUCACUCCUGAAGCCACAAGAAACACUGGAAUUGGUGCAAAUACUUCAGGGGCAUCACCACCUAUAUGGAGCGGAGCUUUAUUUCUGAGCCUCUUCAGUUGUGCUUUCUUGUUUCAUCUUCCAUCCUUUCCCAUUCUUUAAUCAUUCUUUCAUUAGGCUAUACUCAGAUUAUUUCAUUGUAUGUUUUUAGGCGAGGCAGUGUACCAUAUUUAUUUAUAGGUCUCCCCAAAGUUCCAAUUUCAAACCAGUAUAGGGGCAUUUCUGGUUGUCAUGCCCUUUUCUUUCUGGGUAGAAUUGUGAUUCGAGGAGUAUUGGUUCAUUGAAUCACUUUCCUUCCCGCCAGAUUGUUUUGAAGUAUUUGUUGUAAAUAUGAUUAAUAAUGAGUUCCUUGUAUUUAUAAAACAAGUUUCACGUGAGUAAGUAUUGGACUGUUUUAAGUGUUGAAUUUGAA